Molecule: messenger RNA, 552 nt
Organism: Pseudonaja textilis
Lineage: Eukaryota; Metazoa; Chordata; Lepidosauria; Squamata; Elapidae
Source: RefSeq, a predicted model, not a curated record
AUGGCCUAUGAUCGAUAUAUUGCCAUUUGUAACCCUUUACAUUAUGAAAUGAUGAUGAACAGGAAGGCUUGUACGAACAUGAUUGCUGGUGUAUGGACUGCCAGCCUUCUGAAUGCUUCAUUGCAAACUCUUUUCACUUUUAUGACUCCUUUCUGCACUAAUAGUAUAAACAAGUUCUUCUGUGAAGUCCCAUAUUUACUUAAGAUUGCCUGUUCUGAUUUAUAUGUAUUUGAAAUGGGAAUUCAAAUAUUUACUGCUAUGUUAGCAACUGGUUGUUUUGCCUUUGUCACUGUUACUUAUAUGCAUAUCUUCUCAGCUGUUCUGAGAAUUCCUUCUGUUGAAGGAGGGCAAAAGGCCUUUUCUACUUGCUUACCACAUCUGGUUGUUUUCUUCAUAUUUUUGUUUACUUCUUGUCUUGCUUACUUCAAACCUACAGCUGACAGUGAAUCUCAUCCAAACUUCAUAAUAACAAUAAUGUAUUCCAUUAUUCCAGCUAUGUUGAAUCCAUUAAUCUACAGCAUGAGAAACAAAGACAUCAAAGUUGCUCUUUAG